Messenger RNA from Eutrema salsugineum, 2326 nucleotides. RefSeq names its product serine/threonine protein phosphatase 2A regulatory subunit B''beta. The record is from RefSeq and is a predicted model, not a curated record. Gene Ontology annotation, cellular component: protein phosphatase type 2A complex. Bases 297 to 1916 code for a protein of 539 amino acids. Gene Ontology annotation, molecular function: calcium ion binding; protein phosphatase regulator activity. Gene Ontology annotation, biological process: protein dephosphorylation. Lineage: Eukaryota; Viridiplantae; Streptophyta; Magnoliopsida; Brassicales; Brassicaceae. The transcript is spliced from 13 exons.
AAGAGAGAAAAAAAAAAAAAACGACAAUUUCCUUCACUUUCUCGAGACCCAUUCACUUUAUAUUCUAAAAAUCUAAAUCGGAGAGAAGAGUUAUUUGGAAGCAGAUUCUUUCCGGUCUAUAAGAUCUAGGGUUUCUUCACACUUUUCGCUGCUCCGAUUUUGGUUGGUUGAUUUCUGAUUUGCGCCCUUUCGAAUUUCCUCGCCCACGUCAAAAUUUAGCCUCUCUUUUUUUUUUUUUUUCUCUCUGAAAGUGUUGAUGCGAUUAUUGAUUGAUUAGAUUUACGUGAAAAUUGAGUAUGGUGGACGCUGUUGUUUCCGGAGACAUGGCUUGUCUCGACGCCGAUUUGUUGCAGCUGCCGGAGAUGUCUUCCUUUGUUCUGAAAUCGAGACCCGAAUUCACGCAGAAGCUCUUCGACCAGUGGCUUUCGCUCCCCGAAGCUCAUCGACAGGUUACAUCAUUGCUUCAAGAUGCAAUGGCGGGAGCUCCUUUGAAUGUUCCUGGAAGUGCAUCUGGUUCAGGUCCUGGUACCAGCAAUUCCUUACCAUCCAUGUUUCCAGCGGGAAGUGCUCCUCCACUUUCACCUAGGAGUUGUGGUUCACCGCGUACAAUGAAACAGAGGGCAGGCCCUUCUAAUUUAGGCUCUCCUCUAAAAGUACUCAACGAGCCUGUUAAAGAGUCCAUACCUCAGUUUUAUUUUCAAAAUGGUCGCCCACCGCCGAGCGAGAUAAAAGAGCAAUGUAUGUUUAGAGUCAACCACUUUUUCUACGGCCACAUGGAUGGACUGCAAAUACAAGAAUUCAAAUUAGUCACACGAGAAAUCUGCAAGAUCCCAUCUUUCUUCUCCACUUCACUCUUCAGGAAGAUCGAUGUUAAUAACACAGGUUUUGUUACUAGAGAAGCAUUUAUUGAUUAUUGGGUAAACGGGAACAUGUUGAUAAUGGAUACGACGACCCAAAUAUUUAAGAUACUAAAGCAGCAUAAUCAGAAUUUCCUUGUGAAGGAUGAUUUCAAGCCACUACUUAAAGAACUUUUGGCUACACAUCCUGGGCUAGAGUUCUUGCAAGGCACACCUGAAUUCCAAGAAAGAUAUGCUGAAACUGUUACCUACAGAAUUUUUUACUACAUAAAUAGAUCUGGAAAUGGUCGACUUACAUUUAGGGAGCUUAAACGAGGAAAUUUAAUUGAUGCUAUGCUUCACGCUGAUGAAGAAGAAGAUAUCAACAAAGUAUUGAGAUACUUCUCAUAUGAGCAUUUCUAUGUCAUAUACUGCAAGUUCUGGGAGCUGGAUACAGAUCACGAUUUCCAGAUUGACAAAGAAAACCUUAUGAAAUAUGGCAACCAUGCUCUUACUUACCGGAUUGUCGACAGAAUAUUCUCCCAGGUUGCUAGGAAGUUUACUAGCAAAGUUGAAGGGAAAAUGGGAUAUGAGGAUUUUGUGUAUUUCAUACUUGCGGAAGAAGAUAAAUCGUCAGAGCCUAGCCUAGAGUAUUGGUUCAAGUGCAUUGACUUGGAUGCAAAUGGGAUUCUUACGCGAAAUGAGAUGCAAUUCUUCUAUGAGGAGCAGUUACAUCGAAUGGAAUGUAUGGCACAAGAGGCUGUUCUUUUUGAAGAUAUCUUAUGUCAGAUAAUUGAUAUGAUCGGACCAGAGCAUGAAAGCUAUAUAACCCUGCAUGACCUGAAGGGCUCCAAACUCUCUGGAAACGUCUUCAACAUCCUUUUUAAUCUUAAUAAAUUUAUGGCAUUUGAAACACGGGAUCCGUUCCUCAUUCGUCAGGAGCGUGAGAACCCUACACUGACAGAGUGGGAUCGUUUUGCACAUAGAGAGUAUAUUAGGCUUUCAAUGGAAGAAGAUGUUGAAGAUGCAUCCAAUGGAAGUGCUGAAGUUUGGGAUGAGUCAUUAGAGGCUCCCUUCUGAGUUCAUCUAGGGUGUUCCAUUAUCACUGAACAGAAAUUCAAAAUCAUUGAGGAAAAAAAGUAGUGGAAGCUUUCUGGAGUCACGAAAGGGAAGACGAGUAUCUUCUCUGCUUCAACAUUCGUUAUUAGGUCAUCUUGGGGAGGUUAUCUUCUCAGGGUUUACAAUUUGGAAUCCAGCUUUGGAACCGGAAAACGUUUGGAAUUUCAAUUUUCCUUUUCAGUUAAGCUGAUUAUACACGAGUUCCAUUUAUUUAUAAUCGGCGAUGCUGAUUGCAUGCAUUUCUUCUUGUUCAUCCGUAUUGCAAUUUCUGUGCUUUUUAUUCAUAUCUAUAUGUACUCUGUAGCUACGGAGACUUCCCCAUCUUCUGUUGUUCAGAACUGUUAAUGUGAAUUGUUUUUUUUUUUUCCCCU